AUGGAAAGAAACUGCAAUCUGGAACUUGGCCUGGCAACUCCGCCGCCGUAUGAUCGUCGUAAUAAUAAUUACCGGCGGGGUACGGAGGAGGAGCAGCAGAAGUUAACUAUUUUCUACAAUGGAAGAAUGGCUGCCUCCAUUGAUGCCACUGAAUUUCAGGCUCGUGCAAUCAUCGAUCUUGCAAGCCGCGGUGGAGACAAAGAAGAGUUUGAGGGUAGUGCUGCUCAGACAUGGACAACUUUAAACCCAUUAUUAGUAUUACCAUUAUCAUCAACCAAUAAUAAUAAUAAUAAUGAUAAUAAUAAUAAUAAUACUACAUCGUCUAGGGUUUGUGUGAAGAGAUCACUGCAGAGGUUCCUUAAAAAGAGAGAAGAUAGGGCACAGUCCUUGUCUCCUUACCCUCAACCCUCCCUGCAAUAAAUUAAUUAUUUCUUAAAAACACUAUGCAUUUGGGUGUAUUUGUUGUGUACUUAGGUUAGGGUAAUUAAUUAAGGUCCUAUUUAUUUUUCAUUAUUGUUGUUUGAAUUUUUAAUUAUUUCUUGAUAGAAAUUUGGUUUGGGCUUUCGAGAAACGGCCCAUUAACUUGAAAGCCCCAAGACAUGGUCUUCUUCCUUUAUGCUCAAAUCAAUCACUCCAUCCAUCCAUCAGCUACAAAAACCAAAUGUAUAUUUUACUAUUCUUUCUUGUACGUAACUUUCUUACACGUAUUCA
Messenger RNA from Andrographis paniculata, 711 nucleotides. RefSeq names its product protein TIFY 5A-like. The transcript has 2 exons. Gene Ontology annotation, biological process: regulation of defense response; regulation of jasmonic acid mediated signaling pathway; response to wounding. Bases 1 to 420 code for a protein of 139 amino acids. Gene Ontology annotation, cellular component: nucleus. NCBI's taxonomy places the organism in Eukaryota, Viridiplantae, Streptophyta, Magnoliopsida, Lamiales, Acanthaceae. The record is from RefSeq and is a predicted model, not a curated record.